AGCUAGCGUUCUGCUGUCCUAGGUUAGAAUAUUAGCUAGCACAAUAGCUAGCUAGCUACAACGUUUGACCAAUGUGUUUCUGCUAGCUAUCUAGCGAACGUUAUGUGAAUUCGAAUGCUAGAUAGGGCGCAUAGCAAGCAGCUAGCUAGCUAGCUAGCUAGCUAUCUUUGCUAGCAGAACCAGAUGGGCAGAACCAUGUUUACGAGUAGGUAGCUAGCUAGUUAGCCAGUCAGCUUUACAUGUGAUCACAGUAGCUAGCAAGUUUAGAAUCCAGUUAACAUUACUGCCAACAGAGCUGUCAAAGAUACUGAUUACCUCCUCCAUGCCAUGCUAUUGACAUCUGACAGAAGGUGCAGCCUGGCAUGAGGAUGACUGAGAAUGGGGAGGACAGCAGCCGCUCUCAGCCUGAUGGAGUGUUACCUCGUGGAGCUCCUGGUGGGAAGGAUCCAGGAGGAGUUAGCGGUGACAAGAGGCCAGUGAACCCCCCUACAGAGGACAACAAACCCACCAUGCUUCUCAACGACACCCUGAAAUUCCCUCAGGAUGUAGGAGACCAAAGCAGCAAGACAGGUCUCCAUCAGCCGCGACCUCCCCUGCUGCCCAAGCCCCCUGCACUGUCGAAGGGAGGGAAGAGCAGUUCGGUGGAGGAGGUGAGAAGCAGAAGACUUAAGCACAGCCAGGAGAGUCUGACUGACCCAGCUGAGACUGGUUCCUCCACAGACUCCCUUAAGGAGGACUCGACAGUUACAGGUGUGUUCACCUUGAGCGGUGCUGCCACCUUAAGGAAUGGACAGGGCUCCAUUGUUGAACCCCUCUCGACUCCUACAGGGUCCCCUGUCUUCAGAGCCAGGGGCCAGAGCCUCUCAGAGUACGAGAGGAGGCCCCUCGACCACCACAGUGACCCAGCGGAGCAGCGGGUGAGGUCCUCCAAGGUACGUCUCUCUCCCUUACAGCCAUCGGGUCCACUUCCUGCUCUGGAGCAGAGCUUGGCGUCGGAGUCCUUAAGGACGGCUAAUCGGAUUGACAGGGAUUGCGUGGAUUAUGCCAUUGUGCCGGGGAGAGCUGGGCCGGAGAGGCUGCACCUGCACAGGAAUCUGAGCGACAGCCGGCUUCUGGAUAACAUGGUGUUGGACAACACCUCUGUCAACUCCAUGAAGUCCACCUUCAGUGUGUUGAACCCCAUCAGACCCAGGGACGUCAGGAACAGGAGUUUUCUGGAGGGCAGUGUGCUGGGCAGUGGUGCCCUUCUGGGAGCUGAGGAGCUGGACCGCUAUUUCCCAGAGAGGAGAGUUGGCAUCUACAUAGCCACAUGGAACAUGCAUGGAGAGAAGGGACUUCCAAACAACCUAGAUGAUCUGUUGCUCCCGACGGACUCUGAAUUUGCACAAGACUUUUACAUCAUCGGAGUCCAGGAGGGAUGUCCAGACCGGAGGGAAUGGGAGAUCCGUCUUCAGGAGACUCUGGGGCCGUACUACGUCAUGCUCUACACAGCCUCCCACGGGGUUCUCUACCUCACUGUGUUCGUCAGGAGGGACCUUAUUUGGUUCUGCUCAGAAGUGGAGCAUGCCACGGUCACAACACGCAUCAUGUCUCAAAUCAAAACCAAAGGAGCCGUGGGGAUCGGCUUCACCUUCUUUGGCACUUCCUUCCUCUUCAUCACCUCCCAUUUUACCUCUGGAGAUUCCAGAGUGUACGAGAGGAUUCUGGACUACAACAAGAUCGUUGAAGCACUUGCUCUCCCUAAAGUUCUUCCAGACACCAACCCUUACCGCUCCACAUCCUCGGAUGUGACAACACGGUUUGAUGAGGUUUUCUGGUUUGGGGACUUUAACUUCCGUCUGAGUAAAGACCGUGUGGAGGUAGAGGUCCUUCUAAACCAGAACCAGGGUGUGGACAUGGGCCCUCUGCUCCACCAUGACCAACUCUCCAAGGAAAUGAAGGAUGGUUCCAUCUUUAAAGGCUUCCAGGAAGCACAGAUUCAGUUCAUCCCCACCUACAAAUUUGACGUUGGCUAUGACGUGUAUGACACCACCUCUAAGCAGAGAACUCCCUCAUACACAGACAGAAUACUGUUCAGGAACAGGCAGGUGGAUGACAUCAAAGUGAUAAAGUACACCAGCUGUUCAACGAUAAAGACGUCAGACCACCGGCCUGUCAUCGGCAUGUUCCAGGUCAAACUCCGUCCUGGAAGAGACAAUAUUCCUCUGGGUGCAGGCCAGUUUGACAGGAGUCUGUACCUGGAGGGCAUCAGGAGGAGGAUCACCAGAGAGCUGAAGAAGAGAGAAGCCAUGAAGAACCAGGGCAGCAGCACCAUCUGCUCCAUCUCCUGAACCUGAACCAGACUGGAUCUCCCUCCAGAAUCACUGACCCAGCCAUGAGGGACCAAAGGGAACCAGUCUUGUGUUUCCACUUCCAGUCUGUGGGAGAAUCUGUUGUUUUUUUUUCGACUCCUUGCGUCCUCUCCUCCAUCCUCUCCUCGCCUGCUUUUGAAAAAGGUCAAAGGUAAUCGAGGAGCAGAGUCGAGGAGAGGAACCGUAGAAACAAAUGUGCUUGUAUGAAAUUACUCUAGUUCUCCACUUGUGCGUCAUCGGGCAAAUUACUUUUACAGAGGUAAAAUCCCAAAAUAAAUGGGUAAAGUGAUAAAACAAAUGUAGCUAGUUGUGCAUAAUAGAUAAAAGGACAGUAGCGUAUAGUUUUUAAAUGUGUGCAUACUUUUCUCCUUCGAGAAAACAACAGCUGAUUCAAAGGGGGUGUGGUGGAUUUUAAAACACUUAAGCGCUAGCCGAGGAUACUCUUGUGCAUCCUCUGCUGAAGUAGGUGAUCGAGGAGGUGAGCAGACUCCUCCGUUCGCCGACUAACGAAUUGACACUCCUCGACCAGUCGACCACUUAUCGCUUUCCGGGUCACGGAGGAAAGGAUGGACUUUUCCCAAUUGAGAAUCUCCCUGUGAGUCAUGGAAGUCACGUCGGCUGAUCCAUGAGCGCCCCCCGUACUGAGAGCUGUUGGAACUGUGUCACUCAUAUGGUUUAGGGGGGGCUGAGGAGGUAGCUGCGGGGCUGUUCACGAGGGCAGGGACCUUGAGUUCAGACAGACUCCAGUCUGCAGACUCAGCAGUAAACGGGUCUAUUUAUACAGCCCUUCUACAAACAAGACUGAACUGGGGAACCUGACAUUGAAGAUGACCUUUGUCAGUCAGCCAGUCACACAUCUUCAUCCGUGUGCGCUGGUUGGAUGAAGUUGCUCUGAGUAUACUGUACUUAAUACGUUAUUAUAAUUUUUUUGUACAUUUAUUUAACAAGCCAGGUUGAAAUGGACCAUAUGUAAUGUCACCUCUUUAUUACUUGGUGUAGCUGUAUUCAAAGGCUCCCGAGUGGAGCAGCGGUCUAAGGCACUGCAUCUCAGUGCUUGAGGUGUCACUACAGACCCCCUGGUUCGAUUC
Coregonus clupeaformis (lake whitefish) is the source of this 3439-nucleotide messenger RNA. RefSeq names its product phosphatidylinositol polyphosphate 5-phosphatase type IV. NCBI's taxonomy places the organism in Eukaryota, Metazoa, Chordata, Actinopteri, Salmoniformes, Salmonidae. Gene Ontology annotation, molecular function: inositol-polyphosphate 5-phosphatase activity. The record is from RefSeq and is a predicted model, not a curated record. Gene Ontology annotation, biological process: phosphatidylinositol dephosphorylation. Bases 363 to 2330 code for a protein of 655 amino acids. The transcript is spliced from 11 exons.